AUGGACAUCAGACUAGCGACUGAGCAGGAGAGCUCUCAUCAAGCUGGCCUCGCUCAGUCCAACGCCUCGUCUGAACGCAGCCGAGUGGCCAAGGAGGUCAAGUCACUCUCUGGCGAGCUCAGGGGGCUCGUCAAGAAGAAGGAUCCGUGGCAUCAGGAUGUCGAAUUCCUGAGAAAGAGUCUGCGCAAGCAAUGCCUCAUCCUUCUGUUCGGCACGACUUCCGCCGGUCAGCCCAUCAACUCCUCUUCUCGAUGGGUUGACGCCCUCAAUGUGCUCUGGGCCGACACCUCCCAUGCCAUCAUACACCUCUAUCGUUCCCGAAUCACCGCCCUCGACAGGUCCGCCGAGGCCAACAAGACUGCGGGCAACAGCCCAAAGAAGCCAAAGCCCGUCCAGCCUGCCGCAGACUCGAGCGCCGCCCGUCGACGAUUGAUCCACUCCUUCAGAGCGUUCCUCAAGACAGAGGAGACCUUCUGGGCUGAGCUGCUCGCACGUAUAGUCUCUCGUCACGACCUCAAAGACGCUAGAUCGUCUCUGAUCGCGCUCGAUAUUCCUCUCGGCGACUGGCAUGCGCAGCCUCUCGAGUCUCUCGGUCGCGGCUCAACGGUGGGAGCAGGCCUCGGCACCCGCCCUGCUGCAGCGAAUGCCACGGGCGAACGUGCACGCCUCGCGCACGCUCACGCCGUUCAGCUUUGCUACAAGGCCCUCAUCUGCUACGGCGAUCUCGCUCGUUACAGCCAGCUGUACAAUUCGGACGGCCUCAAGAAGCCUGCAACUUCGGGCAGCAAUGGAGAAGCGAAGCGAGAGAAGAACUGGAGCCGAGGCGCAGAGUGCUACGAACAGGCGAGGUUGCUCCUGCCCGACAAUGGCAAUUCGUCCAACCAGAUGGCUGUGCUUGCAUCGUAUAGCUCUGAUAUGUUCUCAUCUGCCUACUACUACUAUCGAGCGCUCUGCGUCGGACAGCCAUUUCCGACCGCACGACAGAAUCUCGAAGUCACCUUCAACAAGGUCUUGUCCAGUGCCGCAAAUCGCAAGCAGGCAGCGACGAAGUGCGAUCGAUUCAAACACGACGCGAUCGCCUUUCAAGCUCGGCUUUUCUUCGCCAAGGACGUGGACGCCCUGCGCGAAGCAGAUCUAGCUCUGCAGACCCUGCUGUGCUCUAGUCUGCUCGACCGCGAGCUUCCUUCCGAGGUCAUCAUCAAAGUUGUCGUUCUCGCAAUGUCAAGUCUGUGGGAUGCUCGCAUGCCCGACGCCUCAAAAACUGCCAAAGUUGACGUGGGCUCGUCCUCUGAGCUUGUCCAAACGACUGCAUUGGAGCAUAUCUUGCGCCUCGCCGUGAGCAUCAUGUCGAUUGCAACAGGGGAAACGAUGGAGGGCGAUCUUGAUGGCAACGCCGCUGAUCCAGCCAGCGCGACCGACCUUGCACAGAGAAUCACUGCCGUCACGCGGCGGCUCUUGCCUGCUCUUCGCAUCCUGCACAAGUGGACAAUGUGUCACGUGGAUUAUCUGCGCUCGUUUGUAGAUUCACCCAGCGCAAGCGACCCUUUACUUGACUGUCUACAGCAGUUUUGGAAAGCUCAUGCUUCCUUUUACAAUGCCCUCAACGCUACUUUCGCACUCGAGUCAUUACCAGCCAGUCAGACCUAUCAUCUCGAGGAAGAUCUCGAUAUGAUGGGUUUCUUGCCUCUCAAACGUGGGUCACGGGAAAAGACGGUCGCGCUCGAGACACACGACCUCGCGGGCCUUAAGCUCGCCGAACCUCGACAGCGACCGCAUCCUAAUGAAGAACAGCUAAUGCGCAUUUCCGACCUGUUGACCAACAGUCGCUUACUUGCUCGAUCACCUGUCUCGGGCACGCAAUUCGUCGGCGUAACCAUACAGCCACGUCCUCUGCACGAUCAGCUGGAUGAGGAAAUCGAAGAAGAUCCUGUAGAGCUGGCUAUGCGUGCAGCUACCGGUGCUUUUCCUGACAUCGGCUCUGAGACCUACCUCGCAAUGGCUGACGACGAUGACGAAGAUGAGGUGCUGUUCCCGCCGCCCUCGCAAGUCCAGAGCUAUCGUCCGCAGCAGCAAGCUUCGAACAGCAGCAGCUUCGUCCUCGAAAAUCCCAUCGAUGUGACAGGUCGAGCCUCGACGCAGCCCCAGACUGCGGCCGACCUCCUCGACCAAGUCUUAGGCGGUCUGACUGUGCCGAGUGCGGCACCUGCUGUCUUUGCUCCUCAAGCACCAGCAAGCCCAUCAAAAAUCAGCAUGACCCGUGCACUGCCAUCCUCGGGCUUCAAUGCAGCACCAGGUGCGCCGACUUCCGCAUUACCUCUUCGUGGCCCGAACGGCUCGCCUCGUGGAUCCGCUGCCGUCUCGUCUGCCAGUCUCUUCGGGCGCUUCUCCCCUUUCACAAGCGAUCAGAACGGCAGCUCGAUGGCCUGGCCUCAGCAGACGCCACGCGACCGUUGCACGCCCGCAGCCCCUUGCUUGAUGACGCUCUUGGAUGAUCUCAAUUUGACUCCCCGUCCCGAUCAUCAGCUCGUCCAGUGCAUGUGCGCACCUACAGUCGUGCUUGCUCAAUGUGCACCAAAGCGCCGCCCACAGAUGCGCUACGGCCUCUGA
Molecule: messenger RNA, 2607 nt
Organism: Mixia osmundae IAM 14324
Lineage: Eukaryota; Fungi; Basidiomycota; Mixiomycetes; Mixiales; Mixiaceae
Exons: 9
Coding region: 1-2607 (868 amino acids)
Biological process (GO): nuclear-transcribed mRNA catabolic process, nonsense-mediated decay
Cellular component (GO): telomerase holoenzyme complex
Molecular function (GO): telomerase RNA binding; protein binding; telomeric repeat DNA binding
Source: RefSeq, a predicted model, not a curated record